Messenger RNA from Medicago truncatula (barrel medic), 1787 nucleotides. RefSeq lists its product as uncharacterized. Bases 115 to 1530 code for a protein of 471 amino acids. The transcript has 4 exons. Gene Ontology annotation, cellular component: nuclear pore transmembrane ring. The record is from RefSeq and is a predicted model, not a curated record. Lineage: Eukaryota; Viridiplantae; Streptophyta; Magnoliopsida; Fabales; Fabaceae. Gene Ontology annotation, biological process: nuclear pore organization. Gene Ontology annotation, molecular function: protein-macromolecule adaptor activity.
ACGUCGUCUCAUGUAUGUUCAGAUACCGCACAUAUAUAAAUUAAGCAAAUUAUUAAGCAAGCAUAGCUGAUUCAAAAACCCCAAACUUGAAAAUCGUCGUCACUCUCACCCUCAAUGUCUCCAAAACCAAGAGAAGUUGUUGUGAGAUUAAGGAACAAAUUAUUCCUAACCUUUUUGAUAUGGCAAUUAAUACCCUCAACUCUCAUCUUCCUUCUCUACUUUUCCAUUAUCCCCAACACCUCAUUUUCGUCUUUUCCCCUUUUCCUCUUUUCCCAAUUCAUCUUCUCCGUUUCUAUCUCCUUAAUCCCUUCACCUUUUGGUCCUCGUAAAAUCAACCUCUCGCUCGCUUUCCUUCUCUUUGUCCCCAUCUUCGCGUUCUCCUGGUCCGUUGCGGCGCUUUGUCUCUUUGGAAGAGUUGGGUUUAGGGGUUUUCUUGUUGGUGCCUAUUAUGGGGUUAUUUACGUUGAUAACCGUCGUUGGCUUUGGGUUCUUGAGUUUCCCUUUAUUCAGCAUCAUCCUUUAUUGACUUUUAAGAGGCGGAUUCCUUUUGCUGCUAAAUAUGCUUAUAAGCUUUCCAUUGUUGGUUUCUUUUCUUCUGCUAUUUUAUCGGUGAUGAUUCCUGACCCUGACCCUUUCAUCAAGUGCAUCACUGCAACUCGGGAGUUUGUAGCCGAGCAGAUUGUGUUAUUUGUUGCUACUUUUGCUAUCUUCUUCUGUUGGGAAUUGACUCAUACUUUACAUCGGGUUUUACAUACCAAGAGAUUCGUAUUUGCUCCCCCAAAAGGAUCAGCAGCCGCAGAGAAAAAUCCAAGUGAGCUCCUCCUUUCAGUUCUACAGCGGAGUAAUCCAACAUCUCUUCUUCGAUAUCAUGCUUAUCUUGAUCUCUGUAUGGUUUCCGAGAACAAUGUUGACGCUUGGCGGCGUGCGGCAAUUUUUGAAAAAACCGGUCAGACUUACAAAUUGGUAAUUGCUGUGUGCUUGAGGCCUUUGGAACAACUUGCCUCAAGAUUACGCAAGGACUUGGGGAAUUCUGCCGGGAAACCUACAAAUCUAUCAAAUCAAUUAUCCUCCCCAACAGAUGUGAAGCACAUAGAAGAACUGGAUAACUUCCAGUCAUAUGCUUGGUGUUCAAGGAUUGUUGCCUCACUGACUGCCCGUUCAUGCAAAGAAGAUAAGUUUGGGUUUGCUCGGCUUUCUGGGAGUAACACUGCUGUGGUUUCAACCCUGAUAUCAUGCCUUCUUGCUGUUGAGAAUUUCAUGGGAAAGAAAACAAACCUGCAAUCACCAAAUCAGUUGGGAUCUGCUGUUAAAAGAGAAAAUGGGCCAGUGAAUUCAAAAGCUUAUGCUAUUGCUGAUGUUCUCAAGACAUCAAUCUACCAAAUAGUAUCUGUAUUCCAUGAUGAGAUGUUGUCUGAUCUUAAAUCACGUAAUUUGGAGAAGGACUGGAUCACAAGCAAUACACCACGUUUUGGUACUCGCAGGAUGCUUAUUCAAAAAUUACAUCUUUUCCUUGCUUUUCAGGCUACCUAGAUGGUACAUUGGUACGUGGUUUGGUUGCUACUUAACUGGACUAAACAACAUGCUUGUAAGAGGCUAUACAAAUUGGAUGUAUUCAAGUAGAGUUGAUAAUUAUAUAGUUGGUAGGGAUAGAAGGAAAAGGUUCUCAAUUUUGUUGUUAGAAAUUAGAGAUGGAUAUUAAUCUGUAGUGAUUAUGUGGAACAUACUUGCAUAUGCAGGUGAGUUAUCUAUAGUAUUUACACCUAAAACUAAUCAUCUUAACCAUUUGA